This is a messenger RNA of Verticillium alfalfae VaMs.102, 729 nucleotides long. RefSeq lists its product with no specific name. NCBI's taxonomy places the organism in Eukaryota, Fungi, Ascomycota, Sordariomycetes, Glomerellales, Plectosphaerellaceae. The transcript is spliced from 2 exons. The coding region runs from base 1 to 729 and encodes 242 amino acids. The record is from RefSeq and is a predicted model, not a curated record.
AUGUUCGGCAGCUCCACAGCCGACGGCAUCCAGUUCCAGUUCCGCGCCAUCAAGCAGGACGCCAACACGCUCAAAGCCACCGUCAACAGCGGCGGCAACCCGGCCUCCGUCCUCUCCCUCGGCCCCGGCAGCACGGCCUCGACGCCACGCGGGCCCCGCGCCACAGCCGGCUCGUUCACGAGCGCCGCCUCGACCCCGACGACAGCCUCCAAACGCUCCGCUUCAACCAUCUCCCGCUCCGGCGCCUCCUCAACCAAACGCACCAAGCUUGCGGCGGCGGCGGCGGCGGCGGCGGCGCCAGGACCCCCACCACAGCAGCCGCCGCCUCGUCCGAGGGCGAGGACGACGAAGAUGACAUAUUCGGCACUGCCGGCCACGACGCCCUCGGCAUCGACACGCCCAAAGCCAGCCUGCACGACCGCCUCAUGGCCUCGAGCCGCAAGAAGCCCGCCCCCACCUCCACCUCCGCCACCGUCUCCGCUUCCGCAACGGCCGCAUCCGAGGCCAACACGCCACCAGAGGGCGGCGCCCGCGUCGCAGGAGGGCGUCAAGUUUGACUACGACGCGGCGCCGCAAGGGUACGGGCCCGGCGCGGGCGGUGUCGUGGCGGGGGGCGCCUUUUGCCAGACGGGGAUGGACGGGUACUUUGGGGCUUCGUCCGAGGGGGACAGCUUUGGUGGGGUGGACUUUGGGUCGUUUGUCGGCAGUGAGAAUUACGAUGAGAUUUGA